AUGCCGCACCCACCCAGGCCCGCCAAGGUGACGGAGGGACCGCCCCACCCGGACCCCAUUGUGGAGACCGCGUCACUGGCGUCCGUGACACCCCCCGACAUCACGUACAAACACCACUUGCAUGAUAAUUUGGAGCGCGCGGAGCUGUCCAACGCCCAGCUGGAGACGGUAUUGUACGCCUUCCAGCGGUUCGAGCGGAGGCUGCCGGACGGCAACCGCGCGGGGUUCUUUCUGGGUGAUGGCGCGGGUGUGGGCAAGGGUCGUCAAAUUGCAGCGGUGAUCAAGGAGUUUUGGGCUUCCGGCGGUCGCCGCGUGUUGUGGGUUUCAACUUCCAACGACCUGCGGUACGAUGCCCGCCGAGACUUAUCGGACCUGGGCCGGAAGGACAGCGUGCCCGCGGGCAAUCUCGACCGCAUCUACCCCAACGGCGGUGUGCUGUUCAUCACGUACUCGCUGCUGCGCGCCGAGGUUCGGCGGUUGUUCGGUGUUGGCUCCCGACUGCACCAGAUCGUUAGCUGGCUGGGAGGCCCCAAGGGCGAUGGAGAGUGUCUCAUCGUGCUGGACGAGUGUCAUAAGGCCAAGAACCUCCUGGAUGCGGCUGGAAGUGACCAGACGGGUUUGGCGGUGGAGUCCCUUCAGGACCAGCUGCCCAAUGCCAGGGUGCUGUACAGCUCAGCCACCGGGGCAUCUGAACCAGACAACCUGAGAUACAUGGUGCGGCUGGGCGCGUUUGACUACCCGCACAUUGGCGACAUGAUCAACGCGCUCAAAAAAUCGGGUCUGGGCGCAUUGGAAAUGUUCUGCAUGGGCCUCAAAGCCACCGGCACCUACGUCUCCCGUACAUUGUCGUACAAAGGUGCCGAAUUCAGGACCGAAGAGCUGGAGAUAGACCCCAUCUUCAGUGUCAUGUACGACCGAUCCUGUUGGCUCUGGAGCCUGGUGUACAACGUGAUGCGCUCACUGCCCAAGUCCAAGAACGCCCGGGGGAGGGACAUGAAGGCCAGCCUCUUCUGGGGCGCACAUCAGCGCUUCUACCGCCAAAUGCUCAUCGCGUCGAAGGUGUGCCGUUGUGCUGAGCUGGCCAAGGAGGCUCUAGACCGCGGCAUGUGUGUGGUCAUUGGGCUGCAGUCCACGGGGGAGGCCAAUCUGAACAGCGCCCGGGAGUCGGCGGCGGCGGGGUCCGGCGGGGGAGGGGGAGGGGAGGACGACAGCUUGGAGGACUUCGUGUCGGCACCCAAGAUGAUCUUGCAUUCAGCGGUGGAGGAGAGCGAGGACGAGGACGAGGAGGGAGCUAGCAGUGAUGGGUGCCAGAAGAAUGAGGAUGAGGAUUCUAGUGACGAUGACGAUGAUGAUGAGGAUGACGAUGAUGAUGAGGAUGAGUCGGUUGAGGAGCCCGACGACUCAGAUGACGAUGACUUCGUCCGCAUGCAGCUGCGAGCCGCCCGGCAACGACUGAAGGAAGCGGAGCAGCGACUGACCACCGUACAACGCGACCUGGCAGACCACGAACGGUUCCCGCUGAACCCCCUGGACCACCUGACCUCGUUACUGGGUGGGGAGAGCCAGGUGGCGGAGAUGACCGGGCGCAAGGUGCUGCAGGUCAGGAAUGACGACGGACGCAUCCAACGUCGUGAUGACGAGGCCCAGAAGAUGGUGAACAUCGCCGAGAAGAACGACUUCAUGAGCGGCCGUAAGCUGGUCGCCAUCAUCAGUGACGCCGCGUCCACGGGAAUUUCCCUGCAGGCGGACCGGAGGGUACCCAACCAGCGGCGGCGCUUCCACAUCACUUUGGAGCUGCCGUGGUCGGCGGACAAGGCCAUUCAGCAAUUCGGUCGCAGCCAUCGCUCCAACCAGGCCUCAGCUCCUGAGUACUGCCUGCUGGUCACCAAGUGCGGGGGGGAGUACAGGUUCGCGGGUGCGGUGGCCAAGCGGUUGACCUCUCUCGGCGCCCUCCUGAGGGGGGACCGGAGGGCGCUAGGCGCAUCAACCGACCUCAAGCCAUACGACGUGGACAACAAGUACGUACGGCUGUACGACAGUACGGCGAAGGAAAGGGUUGAGGGAGGAGAUUGUGGCGUUGCAUGUUUGCCAGGAGGGAGGGAGGCAGGCAGGCAGGGGACGCGGCGAGGGUACAAACCUAAAGGAAAGGUUUUCUUCUUUGCUUAUUUGCACAUGGUGCCCCCACUACCUCUUAUCUGCCAUUUUGCCCUGCCCUGUUUCUUCCUUCCCUAG
Messenger RNA from Volvox carteri f. nagariensis, 2232 nucleotides. RefSeq lists its product as uncharacterized. The transcript has 17 exons. Gene Ontology annotation, cellular component: nucleus. Bases 1 to 2232 code for a protein of 743 amino acids. Lineage: Eukaryota; Viridiplantae; Chlorophyta; Chlorophyceae; Chlamydomonadales; Volvocaceae. Gene Ontology annotation, biological process: regulation of DNA-templated transcription. Gene Ontology annotation, molecular function: histone binding; chromatin DNA binding. The record is from RefSeq and is a predicted model, not a curated record.